GCUAAAAACUGUAGCGUUGUACAGCUUCUUACGGCCAACGAACAAAUUUGGCCAACGGCCAAAGAGUCCGGCCAACGGUGGGGCUUGUUAGUCAUUGGCUCCGCCAUAUUAUGGGCUCUUUCCGGAAUAGAAUGGUGUGUGUGAAUACUUAUAUGGGUGAGAUUCGCAUUGUGUAGGGUGGAUGGCGUUAAGCCCUGUACGGUGGCUUGCCUGUGCUUGGCGCGAGAUUCGACCGAGUCUCGCGCAAUGUCAUGGUGGCGCCAAACCAGCCCUUAAUAUGGCGUCCCUUCCGGGUGUUGGCCGGACUCUUACUAGAGGGACUCUACUCCUUACUCAUCUAUGGCGCCUGUUGUAUACGUCAAUAGUUAUUCGUAUCAUUUCAUAAAAUGUACGUUCAUGCAGUGAUGUACCCAUUAAUAUUUGGUUUACUACUAAAUACAAUUGCCGCAGACUUUUCGGCAGAAGAUUGCAAGCUCUUAGGAUACAAUAAAGCUAAUUUACUAUGUUCCACAUGUGAAAAAUUGGUUACUUAUAAUCUUCAUGAUAUGUAUGACAAAUGCAAGGAAUGUUGCUUGAAAGAUGAUGACGAUGAUGCAUUAGGUCAGAAGCGUUACCCAAAGGCAGUCCUUGAAGUGUGUACAUGUAAAUUUGGAGCAUAUCCCCAGAUUCAGGCCUUCAUUAAAAGUGAUCGUCCCAGCAAGUACAAGAAUCUACAAAUAAAAUACGUCCGUGGCUUGGAUCCAAUUAUCAAGCUUUUUGAUUCGGACAAUAAAGUUGAAGAUAUACUUGAUAUUCAUAAGUGGGAUACAGACUCAGUAGAUGAAUUUUUAGCCACUCACUUGUCCAUAGACUAAACCAAUUAAUUCAUUCACCAAUUUUAUACUUGGAAAAUAUAACAAACAUUAUCCUAUAAA
Messenger RNA from Cephus cinctus (wheat stem sawfly), 914 nucleotides. Its product is annotated as selenoprotein F. Bases 387 to 854 code for a protein of 155 amino acids. NCBI's taxonomy places the organism in Eukaryota, Metazoa, Arthropoda, Insecta, Hymenoptera, Cephidae. Gene Ontology annotation, molecular function: oxidoreductase activity. Gene Ontology annotation, cellular component: endoplasmic reticulum lumen. The record is from RefSeq and is a predicted model, not a curated record. The transcript has 4 exons.